AUGAGGAAUCCUGGGCAAUUCAUCCUCUACUUCCUCCUGGCUCUUUUACCUACUUGCACGAGCUUUUCCGAGGCGGGAAACGCGAGUCGAGCUCCUAGCGUCGCGCGCCUCGUCCGGGUCGACCCGUCCGGAGAGGGAGACUUCACGAAGAUACAGGACGCCAUCGACGCCGUGCAGUCGAACAACUUGGAGCUCGUCUUCAUACGGGUCGAGCCGGGGACUUACCGAGAGAAGAUCGUGGUCCCGGCGGACAAGCCUUUUGUGACCCUGAGCGGGAGGAGCGGGGACAUAUUCGGGUCGCCCACCGUUUCUGUCUUGGCUUCCGACUUCGUCGGCCGUUACCUCACGAUUCAGAAUACACACGGGCCGGGAGCGAAAGCGGUGGCGUUGAGGGUGUCGGGAGACAGGGCGGUAUUCUUGGCAUGCAGGAUCACGUCUCACCAAGACACAUUGCUCGACGACGCCGGAAGGCAUUACUACAGCAACUGCUACAUCGAAGGUGAUGUCGACUUCAUCUUCGGCGAUGCUGCUUCUCUCUUUGAGAAAUGCCAAGUGCAUUCGGUGUCGCAGGGAGGAGGGACCAUCACGGCCCAGCGCCGGGCGUCGCCGUCGGAGAACACGGGCUUCGUAUUCCUGGGCUGCACCAUCACGGGCCUCGCCGACACUUUCCUGGGCCGCCCGUGGGGCCCGUAUUCGAGGGUCGUCUUCGCCCUCUCUUACAUGUCCAGUGCCGUCCUCCCCCAGGGAUGGGAUGACUGGGGCGACCCAUCCAACCAGAGGACGGCCUACUAUGGGCAAUACAAAUGUUACGGACCAGGGGCUAACACGUCGAAAAGGGUUCCCUGGUCUCGCUUCCUUACCAGUGAGGAAGCGUCGCCCUUCUUGACGGCAGAUAUGGUCGACCGGAAAAGCUGGUUCAGAAAUGCUCCAUCUAUAUUCAACUGA
This is a messenger RNA of Syzygium oleosum, 945 nucleotides long. RefSeq names its product putative pectinesterase 11. Gene Ontology annotation, molecular function: pectinesterase activity. Lineage: Eukaryota; Viridiplantae; Streptophyta; Magnoliopsida; Myrtales; Myrtaceae. The coding region runs from base 1 to 945 and encodes 314 amino acids. The record is from RefSeq and is a predicted model, not a curated record. Gene Ontology annotation, biological process: cell wall modification. The transcript is spliced from 4 exons.